Anopheles coustani is the source of this 1376-nucleotide messenger RNA. It is a transcript of the gene Dpck, whose product is annotated as dephospho-CoA kinase domain-containing protein. Gene Ontology annotation, molecular function: ATP binding; dephospho-CoA kinase activity. The transcript has 4 exons. Bases 246 to 953 code for a protein of 235 amino acids. The record is from RefSeq and is a predicted model, not a curated record. Gene Ontology annotation, biological process: coenzyme A biosynthetic process. Lineage: Eukaryota; Metazoa; Arthropoda; Insecta; Diptera; Culicidae.
UUUGCACGAGCAAAUGAUUUGAGAAUUUUUAACCAAUGCAAAGUGAAAAGACACAUUUUUAGUCGUGCGUACCAUCGUGUGGUAUUGCUAAGAACACCAUACAGUCGCAGUGUACCUGCAGUGCUUUUGUUGCAUUAUUUUUUCAGUAAAUUUAUCCAGUCAACAGCCGUACGCACUGCGCCAACGAAAAGGCAGACCAUUAGUUCAAGCAAGAACUACGCGUCACACGCUCUCGUCUAAGUAGAAUGUUUCUCGUGGCCUUAACCGGUGGUAUAGCCUCCGGAAAGAGCACCGUUACUAGAAUAUUUCGUGAAAAUGGUGUUCCAAUCAUUGACGCCGAUGCCAUUGCUCGGAAAGUCGUUGAACCGGGCCGUCCGGCAUGGCAUAAAAUUAAGGCCACAUUCGGAGAGACCGUGUUCGAUGCAGACAGCGGCGAGCUGAACCGGGAGGCCCUGGGCCGUUUAAUAUUUGAUGACGUAGAGAAACGAAGACUGCUGAACGAAAUUACCCAUCCCGAAAUCCAUCGGAUCAUCUACAAGGAGGUCAUAAAGAGCUUCUUCUUAGGGUACAAUUUCGUAGUGCUGGAUUUACCGCUACUGUUUGAAACUAGAGUGAUGCUGCACUACAUCCACAAAAUAAUCACCGUAACUUGCGAAGAAGACAUCCAAGUAACACGUUUAAUGGACCGCAGUCACUACACGGAGGCGGAAGCGAAGAAACGUAUCAAAUCCCAGAUGCCUCUUGAACUAAAGUGUGAACAAUCACAUUUUGUAAUCGAAAAUUCCGGUACGCUAAGGGACACCGAAGAGCAAACGUUAAAAAUCCUGUCCAUUCUACAGGAUAGCAAUCAGCAUUGGAAAAUUCGCGGUAUCAUUUUUGCAACCGCCGCUCUGCUAGUUUCCAGCAUCGCUUGGAUUCUGAACUACAAAUACAGAUGGUUCAAUACGAACUGAUUGCCGGUAGCCAAGGGUAUGCGUAUUCUGCUGUGAAUCGGCUCUUGCGCUUCUUCAUUUUCCAGUUAAAUACUGUUUUACUGUGUUGUGUUCCAAGUGUUACAAUUUCUAUUAUUUUAUUUUGUUGUUUUGUUUCGUCGUGUUUUGUGUUGGAUUCUUUAUUUAAUAUUUUAUUUCCGUUCAAAUAUGCUCGCAUGUGAUCUACACGCAGAUACAUGGAAGCAGGAUAGAUGGAUAGAAACAGUGUCAAUGAGUCUUUUCCACGAGAACAGACACGAACUGCAUUUGAAGUUGAUUUAAAAAAGUGUUAAUCAUGUCGAUUAGUGCAAGUGUAUGAUUUUUGAGUGUAAAAUGUAUGUUGAACAGAUUGUCUAGUUGGGUGAUCAUUGGUAAUUCAAAAGAAAAUAUAAAGGGUAACAAGAU